Messenger RNA from Epinephelus moara (kelp grouper), 1409 nucleotides. It is a transcript of the gene pphln1, whose product is annotated as periphilin 1. Bases 109 to 1350 code for a protein of 413 amino acids. Gene Ontology annotation, biological process: negative regulation of gene expression, epigenetic; protein localization to heterochromatin; negative regulation of DNA-templated transcription. The transcript has 13 exons. The record is from RefSeq and is a predicted model, not a curated record. Lineage: Eukaryota; Metazoa; Chordata; Actinopteri; Perciformes; Serranidae. Gene Ontology annotation, cellular component: nucleoplasm.
AAUAAAACAGACAUGUAGCUAGCCACCGGGAAAUGCCAGCCUAGCUUAACGGUCGAAGAAGUGUUUUUCCCCACACCACCCUGAUCCAUAGAGGUCCAUUAGUCCAAAAUGACGUACAGAAGAGACAGGAGUUUACGAGAGGUGUACGAUGAACGCUUUUUAACGGAGAGACCGGGUCCAUACCCACGUCCAGCUGGGGCAAUGGAGAGGAGGGGCCCCUUUGGCAGGCCAGAGGAAGACUACGGCCGCGGUGGGUACGAAUAUGAAGGAGGUCAACGCUUUUUCCCGAACGGAGGAGGCCCAGCGCGGAAUUAUCACGAAGAUCAGAGGGGCUACCAUGGUGACAACAUUCAUUUCCCCGCUGAACGCAGAGCUGUUCCACCGUCAAGGAGGGAGGACUAUCCCUACAGAGUACCCAGGGAAGACCCACACACAGGACGGCCUAUGGAGUUUGGUGCCCGUGCACCACCACCACCUCCUCACAACGUGCGUAACCAGGGCAUCUACCCAGCGCCCAGAUCGCUUCCGGAGAGCGGGGAAGACACGUUGGUGCAAGCCAUCCUCAACCUGGACAGAGGAGAGGACCGAGACCACUUCAGGAGAAAGGCAGCCCCGUUCCCUCCACUCAGAGAGCGCUCUCCGGUGCGCCGCGAGGUGGCCCGCUCCCCCCACAGUCGCUCCGGCUCCAGCGUCAGCAGCAGAGGCUACUCACCAGACAGAGCCAAGGGCCUGCCAUUUCCCUCACAGCAAGGCAAGAGUGUGGACGGUCCAGAGGGUCACGCAGGUGUUUCUGAGCACCUUUGGGGGGCGCUCUUUCCUCAACAGAGUGGACAUGAAACUUUGGGGUAUGAAGAGAGUUAUUCUCAGAGCAAGACGACUGACAAAAUUCCCGGCCUGUCAAGAGAAGGGUCCCCACAUAGCGCAACCUCAAAUAAGGAGGAGAACCUUCCUCCAGAAGGAAUCAAAGAUGAGACGCUGGCGGCGCUAGUCGUGGAGGAGAGCCAAAAGUCGUCUGCAGACAACUUUGAACAGCGACGAGCCCUGGCCAUCACAGCCAAAGCUCAGGAGAUAGAGAAGGUGUACCGGCAGGACUGUGAGACAUUUGGCAUGGUGGUAAAGAUGCUAGUGGCGAAAGACCCCAACCUGGAGAAGCAGCUGCAGGUUCCCCUCAGGGAGAAUCUCGGGGAGAUCCGCGAACGUUGCCUUGAUGACCUCAAACACUUCAUCAGCAGUCUGGACGACGUGGUCCGGCAGCCAGAACCUUCUGUCUGUGACUUGCCCACCCCAUCGAUGGCCCUGACGGGUCAUAAACUUUCAAAGACAGGAGUAAACCACAGCUCAUCUUACUGACACAUCGGCCAUCUGCUCUUUGUGAGACUGAGCGCGGUCAGAAUUGACUGCUGAACACG